UUUUUAUCAAACGAACGUUAAUAGCGGACGAACGAUUCUUUUCAACGUUGAUUAAAACUUUACUAAAAAUCAUUGCAAAAAAUGGAUUUAAGGGAGCUAUUUCUUAGUUGUCGAACUGGAAAUUUAAAAAAGAUCAAGUAUCUAGUAGAACAUAAGGAGGUCGAUCUAAACGUUCGAGACAGGUGGGAUAGUACACCUUUGUACUAUGCAUGCCUUUGUGGUCAUGUAGAACUAGCUGAGUAUCUGUUGGAUUCUGGAGCUCGCUGUGAAGCUCAAACAUUUGAUGGAGAACGAAUUCUCUAUGGUGCAUUGACAAAUGAAAUCCGCAAUAAGUUAAAGAAUUAUAAAGUAAUUUCGUCUUCUGUUGUGGUUCGUGAUGAAUAUGAAGAGUUCCUGAGAAAGUUGCUUGAUUUGGGAGACUAUAGUGAUUUUUCAUUCUAUCUACAAGGGGAAAAAAUUGCUGUACACCGUUUCAUUCUGGCUGCAAGGUCUCCUUAUUUUAGUGAAGCAUUUAAAAAAAGGUGGACCUUAAAACGGACAGUGAAACUUCAAAAUAAACUGGUUGACCUAGCUGCAUUUAAAUCCAUAAUUCAGUACUUGUAUAGUGGACGCCUUAAUACACUACUAGACGAAGUAGACGAAUGCAUGCGCUUAGCUAUGCAGUGCCGCCUUCCUACUUUGAAAGAUCGCUUGGAAGAAGCUAGAAAGCGUGUCACAUCUUUCGCUGACAGCAAACCGGGAACAAAGGUAAAAGUCCUGUCGCUGGAGCCGAAAGAAUUUCAGGCAGAAAUACAGCGGGAUUUGGGUCAAUUGGCGAAACAAGCAAUUCCAUCCGGCUUAAUCACGAACGAUUUCUUCAUCCAAAGUCCUCUUGAACUGCCCAAUCUCACUGACGUCUGUUUCGUCGUUGGUCAUCAAAAAUUCUUAUGUCAUAAAGCUGCCUUUGUUGGACGAAGCGAGUACUUCAGAGCUUUGUUUCGGAAUCACUUUAAAGAAACUUCGCGUACCGAGUUAUGCAAAGGAUCCAUAAAUUCUAGAGAUGAAGAAACACUAGAAGAUUCAGAAGUUGAACGCGUGAUGCUACGCAACGUAACGCCAGAGGUGUUUGCACAAGUGGUAUAUUACGUCUACUCUAACUCUGCUCAGCUCACCGUGGAUAAUGUUUACGAACUUCUGAACAUUGGUGAGUUGUACUUGAUGCCUGGUUUGAAGAAACUUUGCGCGAAUUUCUUGAUCAGUGUAAUCGACUCCCAGAAUGUCGUCAGCCUCAUUAAAGUGUCUAGGAUUUACAAUUUACCUCGUAUUGAAGUCUUCUGCAUUGAAUUCGUCGCCAAGAACCUUGAGGAAAUAGUGGAUUUAGAAAAUUUUCACCGACUUAUUCUUGAAGAUGCAUUUGAAGUAAAAGGCCGUCAGGAGAUGGACACGAUCGCAGUCAUUGAUGAUUUACGGUAUCACGUUGAUCUUUUGCACCAAAGCUCGCCCAUCGCCUACGAGAAACAUCAAAUAAUUGAUCGAUUGCUGCAAAAUUUGAAUUUAGAAGCAUGAACAACUUCUUUUAUAUGUAGAUUUAAAUGAAGAGGGAA
Messenger RNA from Daphnia carinata, 1583 nucleotides. RefSeq names its product ankyrin repeat and BTB/POZ domain-containing protein 1-like. The record is from RefSeq and is a predicted model, not a curated record. The transcript has 10 exons. Gene Ontology annotation, cellular component: cytoplasm; ubiquitin ligase complex. Lineage: Eukaryota; Metazoa; Arthropoda; Branchiopoda; Diplostraca; Daphniidae. Bases 82 to 1545 code for a protein of 487 amino acids. Gene Ontology annotation, molecular function: protein binding.